GAUUAGGCCACGGGUGAGGUCGAGUCGCUUUGAAUCCUGGCUAUAAAACGUGCAGAAUAGCAUAGAACGGCCGUCAUGCUUCCCCACGAUGCGUGAGCGUCCAUCGGCUAUUCAAGGCAAGUUGCAUUGUCGGUGUGUCGUCGUUCGUCCGGAUCCAAACUCGACAGAUCCCUGUUGCGGCUCGACUGAUCUUGCACUUAGCGGAAACCUCAACACCAGGCUUGGCCAGUAUAUCCCCUAAAAGCAGGAACAGCCUAUCCUCAAGGCAUCACAAGAACACCAGUUUACGUAAAGCCCACCAUGGCUGCGAUAUCGAGUCGGGGGGCGGCAAAAUCUUCAAAAAGGCCAGCACCCGCCAUUUGCUUCUGUUGUUCCUUCAACAGUCGAUUUCUUGGUACGCUUGCACCAUCUCUCUUUCCGCUCCCGGAGUUUCAAAAGAUAUUAAUCGUCCUCGACGUCACAGCUUCACCACCCGAUUCCCAAUCAUAUCAACAAUGACUUCAGCGCCGACAUUGCAGCCGAAGUUCUUGCCUUCCCGCAACCAGCUCGGGCUGGUGGCCGUGGGUUUCAAUGGCGGUCAGAUGAAAUCAGGCGUCGAAGCCGCUCCAAUGGCGCUUAUCGAGGCCGGACUAAUCGACCAACUGAAGCAAGAUCUCGAAUAUGAAGUCUCGUUUGAUGGUGAAGUGCACUAUUACAAUGAGAUACUACCCGCAGAAGACCCAGAAUACCGCAACAUGAAGAAGCCAAGAUCAGUGAGCGCGGUAACGAAGCAAUUGAGCAAACAAGUCUACGACCACGCUCUCGCAGGCAAGUUCGUGCUUACUCUUGGCGGUGACCACUCGAUUGCGAUUGGCACAAUAUCAGGCACUGCAAAAGCAACAAGAGAGCGACUGGGCAGAGACAUUGCUGUCAUAUGGGUAGAUGCGCAUGCCGACAUAAACACACCGGAAACGUCGGGAAGCGGCAACAUUCAUGGCAUGCCCGUGGCAUUUUUGACCGGUUUGGCAAAGGGAGACAGCGACGAUAUCUUCGGCUGGAUACAGGACGACCAAAGAAUCAGCGUCAAGAAGUUAGUCUACAUUGGCUUGAGGGAUGUGGAUCGGGGUGAGAAGAAGAUACUUAAGGACCACGGCAUAAAGGCAUUCUCAAUGCACGACAUCGACCGAUAUGGCAUUGGAAAAGUAAUGGACAUGGCCCUUGGAUGGAUCGGUAGCGAUACACCUAUUCAUCUGUCAUUUGAUAUCGACGCUCUAGAUCCCCAGUGGGCGCCAUCGACAGGAACGGCUGUCAGAGGCGGCCUCACGUUGCGCGAAGGAGACUUCAUCGCUGAAUGUGUCGCUGAGACCGGCAGCUUAAUUGCCCUCGAUCUUGUUGAGGUCAAUCCAAGUUUGGAGACUCAAGGCGCUCACGAAACCAUUCGAGCUGGCUGCUCUAUUGUGCGCUGUGCGCUUGGUGACACACUACUCUAAGUCUACCCCGAAAUAAAAGCAGUAAACGUUGUGAUUAGUUGACUGAAUCUGAAUGGGGAGUUGUUGGUGUGGCUGGAGUAGGCUAGAGCAAGGUAGACCAGUCAUAGACGGUUCGCCCUUCGUAUUCAAGAAUUAAUAGCGAAUUUGCACCGGAAUGUUUUUGCAAUCUCCGUACUUUACUUUGCAAGCACGGGUCAUUUAGGAAUCG
Molecule: messenger RNA, 1677 nt
Organism: Verruconis gallopava
Lineage: Eukaryota; Fungi; Ascomycota; Dothideomycetes; Venturiales; Sympoventuriaceae
Product: arginase
Exons: 3
Coding region: 495-1469 (324 amino acids)
Cellular component (GO): nucleus; cytoplasm; cytosol
Molecular function (GO): arginase activity; manganese ion binding
Source: RefSeq, a predicted model, not a curated record